Molecule: messenger RNA, 987 nt
Organism: Paramecium tetraurelia
Lineage: Eukaryota; Ciliophora; Oligohymenophorea; Peniculida; Parameciidae
Exons: 1
Source: RefSeq, a predicted model, not a curated record
AUGUUUAAUUUAUUUUCUCAAAAAGCCUCCAUAGUAGAAAAGGAUAGAAUUAAAUCCUAAGGGAACACCUUUAAUGUUCCAAGAUCUGAUUCGUUAUUAACAGAUUCAAAACAUAAGGGUUGCUUACAGAGAAUAAAUAUACUUAUCUAAGAAUUAGAUAGAAUGGCAGAAGCUCAGAAGAUGGCUAACUUAGAGAUUUAGCAACUAUAAAAUGAAAUAGAAAGACUAUAGAGGGGUGGAAAUUAAUUAAAUCAAUUGAUUACAAUGGAUGAAUAAGGAAAGGAUGAACAAUUACGAUUAGAGAAAUAAAAAUUUAGCUAAUAUAAGCAACUUAAAGAAUAAUAAAUUUUGGAAUUAGAAAAUGAUCUUAUAAAAACUCAUAAGGAACUAAAGGAAGAAAGAUUAAUACGAUUAGAUUUAAAUCAUCGCUUUGAUAUUAAAUGUUAGGAGAAUGAGAGAUUAAAGCAAGAAAUUGAGAAAUUAUAAAACCAAUCUGUUUCAUUAAAAGAUAGUGGAAUAUUAAACUAAUUACAUAGAGAUUUGAUUCAACUGUAAAGUGAAAAUAAAGAGUUGAAGCAAUUAAAUAUCAAAUAAUAAUCUCGAAUAGACAAAUUACUUGAAAACACAAAGUGUAAUGAGUAAAAAAAAUAGGAAGAAUAUUGCGAAACCUAAAGACUCAACAAAUAGUCUUUAGAGGAAGCAUUGUUUCCAUCUACAAAAAUAAGUCCCAUCAAGAAAGUUAGCAGAGCAUUGACAAUUUAACCAGUAGAUCCAUAUUACAAUAAGAGUCUUUAUCAAUCAAAUAGAUUAUCUAUAAAUUAUCCAUAACAAUAAUUCAAAAUUGAAAAUAACGAACAAGAAUAAGAAAAUGAUAACUCGUAUGAACAUUAGUAUCAUUCAAAUACAAUAAGAAAGGAGUAACCAAGGAAUAGCUACAAAUAAUCUGAAGAUACAUAAAGAAAAAUAAGCAAAUAUAAUUAAUUUUGA